CGCGCCAAAAAAUAAAGAAGCUCAAUCGCAAGAACCCUAUAUUGGGCGGCAAAAGAAUGGGGCUGCUUUGGGGGCGCAAGAAGAAUGCUGCGCCGACUCCAACUCCAGCGCCGCCAGCGCCAGCGUCGGACCCAAAUCCAGCCGAUCCUCCCGUCUCCGCGGAUGUCGACGCAGCGGCUUCGUCGGCAGUGAGUAGUAGUAGCGAUGGCGUUGCUGCAGGAUUGCUGGCGGCGGAGACGAGCGUCUUCGAAUUUGGGAGCGCAGGAAGAGAGAAAGUGACGCUGGCUGGCUACUGCCCGGUGUCCGAUGCCCUGGAGCCCUGCCGCUGGAAGAUCCUUCCCUCUGGCGAUGGAGCGCCCAAGUUCCGGGUUAUCUUUUGAUAAACCCUAGCUCGUCUUUUUGCCUUUGUUAAGGCACUUGGUUCGAAUCUUGUGUGGAUUUGAUUAAGGGCCAAUUACCAUCCUUUUUAUUUUCC
Messenger RNA from Selaginella moellendorffii, 475 nucleotides. RefSeq lists its product as uncharacterized. The transcript has a single exon. NCBI's taxonomy places the organism in Eukaryota, Viridiplantae, Streptophyta, Lycopodiopsida, Selaginellales, Selaginellaceae. The record is from RefSeq and is a predicted model, not a curated record. The coding region runs from base 57 to 380 and encodes 107 amino acids.